Messenger RNA from Aspergillus calidoustus, 1584 nucleotides. The record is from the annotation of a GenBank genome assembly. NCBI's taxonomy places the organism in Eukaryota, Fungi, Ascomycota, Eurotiomycetes, Eurotiales, Aspergillaceae.
AUGUCACCCUUUAAAGGUUUCAGUGAGGGCGGCGAGUCGAAGAGUGAUGAUGAUUUCAACAAUGGCAAUAAUGCGGCGGGCUACGGCUCUGGCUCUGACUCUGAGCCCGUGACGGGUUUGCAGAAGGAGUUGAUUGCGGUCGAUAUGGUGCUGGCUAGGAAGAUGGCGCUGGUCAACGGGGCGAUUGACGAGAUUGGGAUGACGCCGUUCCAGUGGAAGCUGUUCUUUCUCAAUGGUUUUGGGUAUGCGGUUGAUUCGCUCCUCGUCGUCUGUCAAUCCAUCGCGCAGCCAGCCGUGACGCAGGAGUUUGGGAACCCCAGUGCAAAAGUCGCAGGGGUGGCUCUCGCUUCCCAGGUCGGUCUGCUUGCUGGCGCUGCAGUCUGGGGGUUCUCUGCCGAUGUCAUUGGUCGCAAACUGGCGUUUAACUCGAGCCUGUUUCUGUGUGCUGCGUUUGUCCUCAUCGCUGGCGGCAUGCCGAACUACAUUUCCUUUGCAGCUAUGGUCGCCAUCUACUCCGCAGGCGCUGGAGGAAAUUAUGUCCUUGAUGCUACAAACUUCCUCGAGUUCCUCCCAGUCAGCCACGCCUGGCUCGUCACCUUCCUCGCUGUCUGGUGGGCCGUCGGCUACACAAUCACCGGCCUGCUCGCCUGGGCCUUUAUGAGCAACUUCAGCUGCGACCCAUCACUAACAGCCGCCGAAUGCACACGCGCCGACAACAUGGGCUGGCGCUACCUCCACUUCACCUGUGGCGGACUGGUCCUCGUCCUCAGCAUCCUCCGCCUCGUAGCAAUCCGCAUGAAAGAAACGCCCAAAUGGCUCGCGAGCCAGAACCGCGACGAGGAGCUCUAUACAAUCCUCCUCAACCUCUCCGAGCGCUAUAACCGUCCUCUAACCCUCACACUGUCCGAUCUAACCAGCCAAGGCCGCGUUCAGCACACCGAGCAAUCUGUCUGGUCAGCCCUCCGCCUCCGCUCCCACUUCACUGGCCUCUUCAGCACAAAGCGCCUAGCCUACUCGACCACAAUGAUAAUCAUCAACUGGCUCUUCAUCGGGACAGUGUCCCCGCUCUACAGCGUCUUCUUACCAUACUACCUGCAAUCCCGCGGAGCAGACACGGGUGACAACUCCAACUACACGACCUGGCGCAACUACGCCAUAAACCAAGUGGCCGGACUCGCCGGCCCUAUCAUCGCAGCAGCCCUCGUCGAACUCCGCUUCUUCGGCCGGCGCCGCACCCUCGCCCUCGGGGCUGCAGUCACGACUGCCCUGCAGUUCGGAUACACGCAGAUCAAGACACCAGCGCAGAACGUCGGCGUCUCGGCCGCGAUCUCGGCCGCCUCAAAUAUCUACUACGGGACUAUCUACGCGUAUACGCCGGAGAUUCUGCCAUCGGCGCAUCGCGCGACGGGGUACGGGCUUUGUGUUGUUGUUAAUCGGAUCGGUGGCAUUGUGGGUGUUCUUGUGGGCAGUUAUGCGGAUGUGCGUACCACUGUGCCGCUGUUUAUCUGUGCGGGGCUUUAUGGCGCGUUGGUUGUUACGAGUUUGUUGUUGCCGUUCGAGAGUCGGGGGCGGAGGAGUGUUUAG